AUGGUCAGCAGCGGGCACCUACUGCAGUGCGCGCACUCGCUGUUCCCUGGAGCAGCUCUUCACUCGACCGCCCAACCACCACCACCUCCUCCUCCUCCUCCUCCUCCUCUUCCACCUCCUGCUGCCGCUGCUGUGACCAGCGUGGCACCAUCUCAGCCUUUCCGACUCCUCGACUUGCCAGACGAGCUGUGGGUUAAGAUUGGCAAAUUCGCCGUUACUUACUCGGACGUCAUUCUCAUCAACCAGGACCUCAGAGUAAAGGAGCCCACCGAGGCGCGCAAAAACGAUGAUGACGGAAAUCAGCGAUGCGAAAAAGAAUGCUGCAUCAUCAAGCGAGACCAGCCUGCGAUCACUAAGACCUGUCGUCUGCUCAGAACCGAGCUGCUUCCAGAGUACUACAAGCUCAACACCUUCCACGUCAUCAACCGCAUGACCACGAAUCUCAUGCUUAACCGGACAAUGUUCUGUUCGGGUGCUGAAAUAUCCUGA
Pseudocercospora fijiensis CIRAD86 is the source of this 489-nucleotide messenger RNA. RefSeq lists its product as uncharacterized. Lineage: Eukaryota; Fungi; Ascomycota; Dothideomycetes; Mycosphaerellales; Mycosphaerellaceae. The transcript has 2 exons. The record is from RefSeq and is a predicted model, not a curated record. Bases 1 to 489 code for a protein of 162 amino acids.